UACUUGGCUCUCCAAGUACCACCAUAGUGACCAACAGUAAAAUACAGUGGUGUAGUGGGCUUAAGGGUUCACCUAAAAUUACAUGAUAACAUGAUUCGUAAAAGGUAUUUUUAAUAUUACUAUGACAAUUUAAAAAAACUUUACUUCAAUAAAAAAUGUAUUAAAAUGUAUUGUACAUUCAAGUUAAAUAGAAAUUAUACCUAAAUGUUUUAAAACAAACACUUAAAUGCAAAUGUAUUGUACUUAAAAGUUAAAUACAACUGCACUGUAUUUAACAAAUGUACAGUACUGGAUUAAAAAAAUAGUAAAGACACUGUAACAUUAUGCACAAUUUGAAUAUUUAAUUCAGUGAUUCUUGCAUGUACCACUAGAGGGAGCCUACAUACGACCUGUGGUACUUUGUGAAUCACUGGCCUCUAUUAACUCACACCAAUCCGGCAUAUUAGGGCGUUACAGAAAGAGCACCAAAAUACACUGAGGUACCGCAAAUAGGUGAGUUUUUCAGGGAAUAACGGAGGAUGGUUUCCCCCAAAACAGUCGAUUAGGGGAAUUUGCGAAUAGUGGGAGAUUUCUGUACUUUGCUUUUACGUGUUAAUACUGCAUGAAUGUCACAAGACAGCACGAGGACACUACAAGUUCUGAUUGUCAUCUCCGUCAAGCUUCAGUAAAAUGCGAGGACGUCGUCACGUCUGUCCUCGAAGUCUUAAACAGGGUCUAUAUCACCCCCACCCUCCAACCCCGCCCCUACUGACCCCAAUCACCCCCCACCCCCAGUGUGCAGUGCCUCCAUGCCUUCCCUUUUCGAAUCUCCACUUCUUAUCACCCGGACCUUAAAAUGCAGGUGGAGAAGUCGCUCUAUGUUCAAUAUUUUUUAUGGUUCUCUCCUCCAUUGUAGUGUUCAGUGUGCCGCUCUUGCACCCCUCGAACAAAACCCCACCCCUGUGCAGUAAAAGUCUCACAAUCCCAAGUGCCGGAAGGUCUCGCCAAGCCAUGUCCGCCAACAGCGCAGCCGCUGUCUUAAUAACUCUUACACUCCUUCUUUGCAGGCCACAUGUUGUCUCUUUCACUAGGUCCAACACAUCUGGCUUUUUUUUUUUUGUGUUAUUUAUGCUCAGAUAUACUUGCUUAAAAUCACACCGACUGAAUUUGUGUCCUCCCCCCUCCGAUCUUUUUUAAGAUCCACUUGUGAGGUUGUGAGAGGCUUUAAUCAUUAAUUAUCUGCCCCCGCACCCUUUUCCCAUCUUCAGUUGGAUAAAUGAAUAUUGAAUAAUGUUAUUGUUGCAUUAUCGCAAUUGUUUAAAAAAAUAUAAUGACAAAACAUGUAUCAUUGGUGCCUGAUUGUAGCUACAUUUUUUUUGCUUUUUCUGCCUUUCAUUUUUAAUCUGUGGAUAAAUUCGUAUUUUAAUUAAAAAUGUAAGCAGAAAAUACCACUGUGUAGUUUUUUUGAGUGUGUAAUAUAUCCAAUAAGACGGCUUUAGAGGUCAGCACAGCCAGCCAAAAUGCCCCUCCUGCAAGUCACUGCGGAUUCAAGUUAAUUAAUACUUUUAAUUACUUUUAAGGUUCCUAAAGGAUAGCCAUAAAGUUUGUAUAGGGCGUCCUAAAAAUGCAGAAUGAAUGGUCCAUUUCAAUCUUUAGGUGUUCCUGGUUACAUUUCACAGUAAAAAAAAAAAUAAUAAUAAUAAUCAGUAUUCACUCGACUUAAUACCAUAAUUACUUUAUUUCGUGACGCUAUUAUUCUAUUAUUGCUGGCACACCUCGUUUCAGAAAUAACACGGAAAGGAACCCCCAUGUCCUAAUAUGGACAUGGACUGUGCGUCACGAUUGCGUCAUCAAUCCCCUUCCGUUCAGAGAGUGUUGCCUUCAAGUACAACCCGGUCAACUACGAAGCACGUUGACAGUCGCCAGUAAAAGGGAUCUACUUUAUUAAUUUAGUUGAGUAUAAACUGUUGAUAUGAACUAGUAUUUACACACUCUUGUAAUUUUAAAGUGUUGAACACACAAACGCAUAUUUUUAACGUUUUAAAAAUACUAUCCAUUCUUAGGAAAGCAGCAUCUGCCUGUCAGUGACGAGGAAGAUGGCGCUUCCGCAUUUAAAAUAGUCAUUAAGACAUUUGUAUUUAUAUCCAGUGUAUACUAAUAAUGAAUAAACAGUUGGAUGUUUUAGUUUUAAACUAUUUACACCAAAACACUACAGGAACAUGGAGACUUAAAACUAAGAAUUUGCCGUCUUUAUCGUCGGAGAAAUGAAAGACGUUAGGUUAGCUAUUGGUACUUUAAGUUUACAAACACGACAAAAACAUAUACACUGGUCGAAGGUGGGACUGAUUGAGAAUUGAUUACUUCACGAAAAGCCAUUAAUUUAACAAAAUAUACGUCACUUCUUCAGCCGUCUGACUACACAAACAAAGUUACCAUCUUGGAAGUUGACUUCAGGCGUCGUGAGCCGGCGUGGGAAAUUCUAAACUUAGGGGGCGUUCCAGUCCCAUUUUCACAUUGUGAAAUAAGGCUUCGAUUUUCAGGAGAGUUUAGUUGACAGCCAGUGCAGUUCAGCUUCUACCAGGAGACUUAUUCCUGGGGAUUUAUUCAUUACUUUCCUGUGACAUGGGGUUCCUCCUCACCAAGAUGAUGACUGUGUUUGGUAACAGGGAGCACAAAGUCAUUAUUGUUGGUCUGGACAACGCAGGCAAGACGACCAUCCUCUACCAGUUUCUGACAAAGGAAGCUGUUCACACGUCGCCGACGGUGGGCAGCAACGUGGAGCAGAUAAUUGUGAGGAACACACACUUUUUGGUGUGGGACAUCGGAGGCCAGACGGGCCUUCGCAGCACCUGGUACUCCUAUUACUCCAACGCUGAGAUUGUCAUUCUGGUUGUCGACAGCACAGACCCAGGGCGACUCACUCUCACCAGAGACGAGCUGCAUCGAAUGGUCGCACAUGAGGACUUACAGAGCGCCGCCAUUCUGGUGCUGGCCAACAAACAGGACGUGAAAGGCUCCAUGACGGCGGCCGAGAUCUCGCGGCGCCUCACGCUGGACGCCAUCACCACGCACAACUGGCACGUGCAGGCCUGCUGUGGCCUGACUGGCGAGGGCCUCACUGCCAGUCUGGACUGGAUGGAGUCGCAGGUGGUCUCCUCCUGAAGUUUUCGCCACUUCUUCCUCAAAGGCUACCAUGUCAGGAUUGCUUAACAGUGAACUCUGAGAGACACAGCCUACCUCAGCUGAACCAGAAGGAUGUCAAUCAUUCGAGUGGUAUGCCAAAAGGUGUGCCGCGUUCACGUCAGCACAAAUCGGGAUUGUUCACCAGCCAAUUAUCUCUACUUGGAAACUUUGGGUGAUUGUUAUUUCUGCUCUACUUGAAACAAGACAUAGACGUUUGUUUUAUAACACCUCCUUUUUGCCGGGAAAGGAAACAAGUAUUUUUGUACAUUUUCGUCUGGUGUCUGUAGGAUUGUAUGUAAUGGAUUUACAUGGGUUUUUGUUUUGUUUUGUUUUUUUAAAGUGAUUCCAGGUUGGAAACCUUUCAUGGCAAUUAACUAAGCUGGAUAUUUACAACACUGGUAUUUAUUUUUUAUUUAACAAAAACAAACAUCUUGCAAUAUAAACCUAGUCAAAAUACAGUUUAUUAAAUUAUUAAAAAUAAAGUGAUGCCUUGAGAUGCAAGUUUAAUUUGUAACCACGCUCGUAACUCAAAAUACCAUGUAUCUCAAAUAAUCUUUUCCCACUGAAAUGAAUGGAAAUGCCAUUAAUCCGCAUCUGCAAUUUGCAUCAAUUGAAUAGCCUUUGUGCUGCUCUUUCUGGUGUGCCUACCUUGGCCAUCUCGGGGCACUAUAAGACAAACGGAUAUACUGUUUAUUGUGAGUCUCAACUCCGCUUAGUUCAUCAGUAUGGCACUAAUAUUAGUCGUUCUUUGCAGAGGAUAAAGAAUAUAUGACUAAGUACUGUUAUUCUGUCUGUCUACAUAUGUUGCUGCACCGUUUGGGUUCAGUCCGUUGCUUAAAGGGUUAUGACGCCGCAACAUAUAUGCUAUUUAGCGUUAGCCUUGACCUAGAAGACUGAAAGGCUAAGCUGUGUGGUUGUUUUAAAUACACAAAGAGUCAUUAUUUUGGUUGUAUCUUUAGUUUGACAGAUAACUUCAUUUGGGACUUGGCAAUAAACAGCUUGAAGGCUCUUUUUAAAUUAAUAUUUCGCUUAUUUGCCAAAGUGCUGCUUAUUGUGAAGUGAGAUAAGGUCACUGCCACCAUAAAAACACCAGUAUCUCAAGUCUGCACUUGCAAGUCAAAGCAAAAACAAAAACACAAAAUCAGCUGGAACUCAUGCGGCGAGUCACUCGUAUUUCAAGGCACCACUGUAUGUUGAAUUUAUUUAUUAUACAAAUUGUAGCCCCUGAAGGGAUUUACUCAUUUUUGUAAUUUUGUAGUUUUAAGAAUGAAACCAAAAGCUUUGCCAAAAAGUUUUUAUUCAAUAUAUACUGAUUAUACUAAUUACAACCCCUGAAAGCAGUGAAAACAUUUGGUAAAAUAGUUUUUAAUGUUAUAAAAGAUAAUUAUAAUACAAUUUUGUUUUCAUUUAUUUAUUUUUUUUAACCCAAUGUAUUCUGCCCAUUUUCUGGCUGGUUGGUAUUAAAAAUCAUCUAUGUGUAGCAUUACAUGACAGAGACUCAAUAAAGUAUUUACUUUGA
This is a messenger RNA of Phyllopteryx taeniolatus (common seadragon), 4681 nucleotides long. It is a transcript of the gene arl5c, whose product is annotated as ADP-ribosylation factor-like 5C. Gene Ontology annotation, cellular component: cytoplasm; trans-Golgi network. Lineage: Eukaryota; Metazoa; Chordata; Actinopteri; Syngnathiformes; Syngnathidae. Gene Ontology annotation, biological process: protein localization to Golgi membrane; vesicle-mediated transport; intracellular protein transport. The record is from RefSeq and is a predicted model, not a curated record. Bases 2602 to 3141 code for a protein of 179 amino acids. Gene Ontology annotation, molecular function: GTP binding; GTPase activity. The transcript has 6 exons.